Messenger RNA from Neohortaea acidophila, 1644 nucleotides. RefSeq lists its product as uncharacterized. The record is from RefSeq and is a predicted model, not a curated record. Lineage: Eukaryota; Fungi; Ascomycota; Dothideomycetes; Mycosphaerellales; Teratosphaeriaceae. The coding region runs from base 1 to 1644 and encodes 547 amino acids. The transcript is spliced from 2 exons.
AUGCCUGACGAGGUGAAGAUGGAGCCUCUGCUAUCACCACCUAUCCAGGACGCAGGGCCCGAAAUCAGUGCUUUCAGCGCCGUCACGGUCCCUGUCCCGGCAUCUAGUCUUCGCUCUCGCUCCUCCUCCUCCAACAAAUCCAGCCAUGCUCUCCGCCUUCCUCCCUUCGAGCAACUAGGCAUCGCUGCACCGCACCCGGACCGGCCAGGAAGUGCUCCCGGCCCCGCCGCCAGCUACGCCCAUGCUCCGGUGUUUGAGGAUCAGAAGCCUGCUGUGGUCCGUGGCGAUGGCCGCGCAGUUCGGUCGCCUAUCUAUCAUUACGUUGAUACCCUCACGCCGCCGACUGAGACUGGACCGCCGGUGUGGGAUUUGCAAUCCCCGGUCGAGACGGGCGGGAUGCACUCGGCUUCCGCGGACUCUGCGGAUGCUGUAGGUGGCUCACCAGAUGCUGGUGUCGAUGUCACGUCAGCGGGUACGACGAGUGCGGCCGAGGCAGUGGAUGCAGCGGAGCCGUCGCUUGCGGACUCGAGUGUUGUCGAAGGGUCUCAUGCGUGGAUCCAAGGGGCUCUUGAUGUACUGCUCGACAACGUUCGCCAAGGCAUGUCGCCGGCCGGCACGCUCAAAAUACUCUCCCACGCUCUACCUAGGACCUCCGCAACUGGCCACGUCUUCGGUACGGUGGUUGGCCACAUGCACGCAUCUCGCCCUGCUUCACCCAUCAGACCGGCAAACUGUAUCAAUGUCCUCCACGCCAUUCCCGUCGCAAUCGGCCGCUUCAAUCUCGCGGACUUGCCAUCGACACCCCCGAUUUCUCCCGCGCUCGCCGUCGACGGCGACUACUUUACCCAGACCUUCGAUUCCGCGGUACUGGUAUCAGACUACCAGGAUAAUGCGUUGGCGACGCCUCGCACGCCACGACCCAUUGUCCCGCCCGCCUCGAUCGAUGUGGCCAUCGUAGAGCGCUACAUCCCGCCCUCGACAUCGCACGAGUUCGCGGAGAUGUUCAACCCCAAUGGCUCCUCGAUUCUCGUUGACCGACUCAUCGAGCUAUCCCCGCACAACGGAAGUCUACUAUUCAUCUACCCCACCCGCCGAGGCGGCCGAACCUUUAUGAAAGACUACCUAGGCCCCAUCCUCGACCCGCUCCUCCGCACCAUGGUCGUGGUCCACGGUCUAUCAACAGCCCUCUGCUCCUCCAUCGGCACCAUGACGGCCGUGGAGCACCUCCCACACUACGACUCCAUGCUGCUCCGCAUGGCCUCACUCUGCGACAUGCUCACAACACAACAAGACACGAGCGCGCGCCGCUUCCACGGCAGCCGCUCGACCUUCUCCCUUUCGUACGCCGCGCGGCACCGCGUGAAACUCGAGCGCGGCGUCUGGGCGCGCGAGUGGUGGACGAAGCAGGAGAAGAACCGCAUCAAGCAGAUCCUCGACACGCACUGGCGCGACAACGAGGCGCGCAAGUCGGGCUUCGAGCACGCUGGUGCUGGGGCGGGGGCGGCGGCGCAUCAGGCGACGUCGUCUACUGUGUUGCUACAACAUUUGCUUGAUGGGGUUGUGGGGAGGGGAGAGCUGGAGAGGGACGAGCCGGAGGGAGAGGGGAUUGAAGUGGGUGUGUUUGUGCUCAAGCGGUCGUUGUAG